Messenger RNA from Thamnophis sirtalis, 2690 nucleotides. RefSeq names its product forkhead box Q1 (gene FOXQ1). Lineage: Eukaryota; Metazoa; Chordata; Lepidosauria; Squamata; Natricidae. Gene Ontology annotation, molecular function: DNA-binding transcription factor activity, RNA polymerase II-specific; RNA polymerase II cis-regulatory region sequence-specific DNA binding. Gene Ontology annotation, biological process: cell differentiation; regulation of transcription by RNA polymerase II; anatomical structure morphogenesis. The record is from RefSeq and is a predicted model, not a curated record.
UCGCCCGCGUGGGCUUGAGAAGAGGAUCCUUCGAGAGCCGGGAAGGCUCCUAUUACGAGGGAAACGGACUACCGGUUUUCAUCCCAACCGGGAAGGAGUUGCGCUUGGGCGGGGAGAGGGGGGCCAAAAGAACCAAGCCCCCAACGACUCAAGGAUCGGAACUCAAAGCCGCUUCCAACUUCUCCGCCACCUGUUGCUGCUCCUCCACUCCGACCGCCUGGAGCAGCCGAACCAGGGAGGGAAGGAGAGAGAGGGACGGCGAAGCAUCCCUGCCCUGGGAGUCGAACCCCCUCUGUAAGGGGGAAAGAGGGCUUGGCGUUUGAAAAGCGUGCCCCGAUGGUGGAAGAAGAAGAAGCCGGCGCCCCAGAAAUCCCAAGUCUCCCCGAAGUGCCAGGAGCGGAGCGAUGCGCGCUGAUUUGACUUUCUAAGAACGAGACCGUCGCUCGGCUAAUAGGGGAAACAGCACCGCACCUGAGACGCGUUUUGGGGGAAGAAAAACUUACACCGCUCCCCUCUCACCCGAAAUAUAUAUAUUUAAAAACAUAGGGGACAGCAACUUUUCUCCAAACUUUUGGCCUUGGCUGGAAUGAGCUGAGUUCGAGUUCCUUGAUUUAAAAAACAUAGGGGGCAGCAACUUUUCUCCAAACUUUUGGCCUCGGCUGGAAUGAGCUGAGUUCGAGUUCCUUCAUUUGAAAAACAUAGGGGACGGCAACUUUCCUCCAAACUUUUGGCCUUGGCUGGAAUGAGCUGAGUUCGAGUUCCUCGCGGGAGAGUUUGCAGAGGGAGGGAAAAAAAGGAAGACCACCUGCCGUUGUUUCGGAGCCACGCCCGACCUUUCCAGGGAUCCCAAAGCAGAGACGACCUCGUCCUCUAGUCUUCAGCCCACCCCGCCCGCCCACUCCCCAUUCCGAGACUUUGACCAGGUAUAUAGACAUGCACCCCAACUGUUGAUCCCGUCUCCCGGGGGGAGAGGGGGGGGAAAUCGAAGCCCUAAAUCGCCAGAACCAGCAAGCCGGCUCCUCAACCCCCCCAAGGAGGCAGGCAGGCAGGUAGGCGGGAAGAGCCUAGGAGUGGGGGGCGGCAGAGGAGAACCGAGCUGGGGGAGGCGCAACUAUGAAGCUGGAGAUCUUCGCUCCGCGAUACGAGGACAAGCUCAACGGGCCCGGCGGCAGCGACCAAGAAGGCGGCGGCGAAGCUUCCCCGCGGGCAGCCGAGAGCGAGCUGGGCUCCGACGGGGAUUGCGCGGCGCUCAGCCCGGCCAGCGGCUGCGGGGCUUCUCCCCUGCAGGGACCCCCCGAGCCUUCGCCUUCCCCGGGAGGCGAGGCUAAAUCGGCGUCGGGCCUGUCCGGGAAGCCUUACACGCGCCGUCCGAAGCCCCCCUACUCUUACAUCGCUCUGAUCGCCAUGGCCAUCCGGGAUUCGGCCGGGGGCCGCUUGACCCUGGCGGAGAUCAACGAGUACCUGAUGGGCCGCUUCCCUUUCUUCCGCGGGGCGUACACGGGCUGGCGCAACUCGGUGCGCCACAACCUCUCGCUCAACGACUGCUUCGUCAAGGUGCUGCGGGACCCGGCCCGGCCUUGGGGCAAGGACAACUACUGGAUGCUCAACCCCAACUCCGAGUACACCUUCGCCGACGGCGUCUUCCGCAGGAGGAGGAAGCGGCUCAGCCGUCCGGGGCUCCCUUCGGCCGCCCGGGGCUCCCCUUCGGCUCAGCCCGCUUCCCCGGCUGCCGAUCGGAAGACCCCCUCGGGGGAAUCGGACGCGGGAGCCGUCGGGGGAGCCUCGACCCCUCCUGGCACGAAAUUCUCCAGCCCCUUCGCCAUCGAGAGCCUCCUGAGCCGGCCGUUCCAGCCUUCCGAGCGGCAGCCGCGGCCCCCCGCCAGGCCGGUGGGCGAACGGGCGGUGGCGUGGGCCGCCCCCGCGAGUUAUUCCCGGCUCCUCGCUCAUCCGUCCGUCUCUUACGGCGUCGUGCCUGCUUUCCCACUGGCGGCGGCCUCUGCCCUUUACCACUACGGACUCCCGGAUCCUCUGCUGCUCGAGUCCUCCAAGGGGAAGGCUUCGAGCGCCCGCGACCCGCACCAGCCCUUCCACGCGAGACCCUCGUUCCUCUCCUCCCCACGGCUGUCUUCGGCGCAGCUGCAAACGCUGAGCGUUUCUCAGCUCUACUGCCCCCUCCGGCUGCCCAGCUCAUUGCACCAGGUGGCGGCCAGUCAUCACAACACCUUCAGGCCUUAUCACCCGUCAGAGACUCUCUCAGUGUAACAACCCACGGGAAAUGCUGGGAUAACGUAGGGACAGGCGGGAAGUGUCUCUCAAUGCACUUUUUAAAAAAAAAAUCCAGACUCAGUACAAAGACUGUGCCUUAAAAGAGCCAUUUUUCUCCUCCAGACAAAAAACAAAAAGCUGUAUGUAUAUGUAUAUAUAUAUACACACACACAUCGUUUCCUGCGCAUGAUGGUUGUUUGAAGGUUGGUGGGGGCAUCCGUCAGGCUGCAGAUGCCUUGCUUCUUAAAGUGAAUCUGGAGAGGUGCAUCGGAGGAUGGGAAUCUUUUCUCCAUGAUUGUAAAUAAAGCAUAUGCAGAUCCUGAAGUAAGUCCGAUCGAAUUAAUUUUGGGCUGUUUAGCAAUAGCAGUUAGACUUAUAUACCACUUCAUAGGGCUUUCAGCCCUCUCUAAGCGGUUUACCGAGUC